GUAAUAGUUUCAUUGGAGUUUUAAUGAUACCAUUAGAGUCUCAAUAGUACCGUAAGAGUCUCAAUGGUACAACCAGCCACAGGUACCACAAUUGUACGUACCAUUGGGUAUGUACUUAGACUUAUCCUACAUUUUUAACACACAAAAGCCCUAAAAUAUAGUCCAAAUUUCAGGCCCAAAUGUAUUCUCCGUUAAUACAAAACCGUUAUUAAUUCCCGCCCUCGAAACAAACCCUAUAUAAACCCUUCAACUUUCCCGAAUUAUCUCUCCUUCUAUUGUGUAGUUAAUUACUGCUUCACUCUAUCAUUUCUUUCUCUUUCUCAUCAAAUUCCAGAAAUAUUCUCCCAAACAUUUUCGAUUCAACCUCGAAUUAGAUGAAGCUGAAGAUCAACAAAGCUUGUGAUCUUAACUCCAUCUCUGUUCUUCCUCCUCAUACCAGGAGAUCGAGUAUGAUGCAGCAACCGAGGUCGCAGCCGUCGCAACAAUCGUUCUCGCAAGGUUUUUCGUCGCAGCAGAACGGAAUUUUCUCUCAAAUCUCUCAGAACUCUGUUGACGAGGUCCUGACAGAUAAUCAGAGAUUCAGCUCACAAGAGAAGGAUCAUUCUGUAAGAAGACUUUCUUGUCUCGCCCCUACAUCAUACCCUCGGGAAGAAUGCCAGAUGCCACUACCCAGAAAUUCCUCUACUUUGACACGUAGAUGGAACUCUACUACUGUACCAGAACAUAAAUGUCAGCUAAGUGAUGAACUUGAACACAAAAUCUCUGUGAUGGAUACAUCUCUGAACAGAUUAGGGAUGAUCUUAGAUUCUGUCCAGGCUGAUAUUAUGCAAGUAAACAAGGGAACAAAAGAGCUAUCCCUUGAAGUGGAAGGCAUACGCCAAAAAUCAGUCGCUCAUCAUGAUUCCCUCCAUCUGCUGAAUCGAACACAAGAAGAGACCAAAACUAGCCUGGAAUCAAUCAGCAAUCAACUGCUUACUAUUAUGCAGAAGGACAAGAACCAAGAGAUUAUGUCGGCAGUUUCAAAUCUGCGGGAGCAAAUUGACUUUAAUUAUCAGAAACAGAAUGAUGAACUGUCCAAAUGCUUAUCUAGAGACCUGCAGGCAUUUAAACUUUCCCUUCCAUAUAUUUGUGAAAUCAUGUACAGCCUUAAGACCUUACAUCAAAAGAAUGCGCCCUUUGCCGUUCUUCCACCAAAGAUGUCUGGUUUUAGUUCUUCAACACACAAGUCUUUUAUAACAAGUUUUAGGGAAGCUGAGCCCCUUAAAGUAUGUAAACCGUCACCUCUUGCUCCAAAGAUAGAAAUGGGAAGGUGGACCGCUGUUAAAGCAGAGCAAACUGCUCACUCCAAUCGAUAUGGGAAUUCUUGCAAUAAUCCGAAACAAAGAAUAGCUUCCAUGGAUAGGGAACAGAAGUUGAUUAUUGACUUAGAUGAUGAGACUGAUGGUGAUCUUUCUUGCUUGAUAGUUGCAAAGAAACCAGAUAAUCAGAUUAUGGUGGACUUGGAGGAAGACACUGCACGAAUCCUUAGAGAAGCCAGAAGAAGAAAGAGAAAGCGGGAUUGUAAAAGAUUAUUUGCAGCUCACAGAAAGUGAAGGUCUAGCCAGUUCAUUGUUGGUGUAAACAAGUACCUUGAUGCCAUAAACCAUAAAUUCUCCAUUGGCAUGCGCUUUAAUAUGAAGUUUGAGGGAGAAGACACACCUGAAAGAAGGUAUACUUUUCUCUGUGGCCAGUUUUUUCCAUUGUUGGGCCUUGUUAGUGUUGCUUUAGGUUCUUCAAAUUAAAUUUCAUGAGAUCACUUUGUUCUGGUUCACUGGCACCAUUAUUGUUGGGGUUGAAGAUGUUUCUCCUCAGUGGACUGGCUUAAUAUGGCGAUCACUUUAUCUUUUGUUUCAUUUCUUCUGGAACAAUCACAAACACUUUUUUGAUUAUGGAUAUACUAGCAGAAAUUCAAUGUGUAAUCUCAGCAUUCAAUGUGUAUUCCUGAAUAAUCUCAUUUUUCAAUUAUUCAACUAUUUCAUUUUACCAAGUUCAAUGUUAGCCAGAUUAGUCAACAUUUAUAUGUUUCGAUAUAACAAAUGUUAUUUGUAACAAGUAGUUCUGUUGGUUGGUUAAUUGGUCAGGUUGCAUAUCAAGUGAUAGACAUGGGCACAUGACUAUGGAUUGGCCAACAAAACUUCCUUUUUCAUGCU
Messenger RNA from Beta vulgaris subsp. vulgaris (sugar beet), 2189 nucleotides. Its product is annotated as putative recombination initiation defects 3. The record is from RefSeq and is a predicted model, not a curated record. Gene Ontology annotation, cellular component: nucleus. The coding region runs from base 375 to 1592 and encodes 405 amino acids. NCBI's taxonomy places the organism in Eukaryota, Viridiplantae, Streptophyta, Magnoliopsida, Caryophyllales, Amaranthaceae. The transcript has 12 exons. Gene Ontology annotation, biological process: embryo sac development; meiotic DNA double-strand break formation; chromosome organization involved in meiotic cell cycle.